Colossoma macropomum (tambaqui) is the source of this 2080-nucleotide messenger RNA. It is a transcript of the gene paqr6, whose product is annotated as progestin and adipoQ receptor family member VI. Gene Ontology annotation, molecular function: signaling receptor activity. Gene Ontology annotation, cellular component: membrane. Bases 184 to 1545 code for a protein of 453 amino acids. NCBI's taxonomy places the organism in Eukaryota, Metazoa, Chordata, Actinopteri, Characiformes, Serrasalmidae. The record is from RefSeq and is a predicted model, not a curated record. The transcript has 8 exons.
GUAGAAUCUGCUCUAGUCUAGCUUGAGUUACUGCUGCUGCUCCACUGAACAAGUUAUGGAUGGAGUUAGCAGAAGUUACUGGCCCUUCCUCCAGCGCAUACUGUAACCCACGGGGCGGGCCGAGGGAGGGAGGGGGCUUUUCUGGCACAGAUAUACAGCCGUAGGGCUUUUUGGCACAAAUAUAUGGCCAUAGGGCUGCUGCCCCUAAGCCUCGCUCAGCCGUUCAGCAGAAAAGCCCCUCACUCCUCCCCCCAACCAAGCUUUUUUAUCCCGCCUACUGUAACUGCUUUUUCAACAGAAGACAUGAAGAAAAGCCCGCAGCACUUGUUUCCUGUGUGGAGAGGGUCUGGCGUGGGCCCAGGUUGGGGCUGGCCUCGCUAUAUAGGAUGGGAGGCCGGCGAAGGGGAGGCUGAGCCGUGGGGCUUUGACUGCCCCGUCUGGUGCGUGCUGUGCAGUGGAGGGAGGGAGCGACUGAAGCAGGCCUGCCAGAGAGGGAGGGGUGUGCUCCGGCUGCCUGCAGACAUGCUGCGAAUCAAACUACCCCGCCUGUUUGACAACCACCAGGUGCCUAAGGUAUUUCGGGAAGACAGCAUCAUAUCUGGCUACCGGCACCCUCAAAGCUCCGCCCUGGACUGCAUCCUCAGCAGCUUUCAGAUGACCAAUGAAACUGUCAAUAUCUGGACCCACUUCCUCCCAACCUGGUAUUUCCUGUGGCGUUUCUGCGUGCUGUGUUCAACAGAGAACUUCCUGACCGAGAGCUACACGUGGCCACUGCUAGUCUACAUGCUACUGAUCUGCCUGUACCCGUUCACCUCCAGCUGUGCACACACCUUCAGCACCAUGUCCCCAGAGGCCCGCCAUAUCUGCUACUUCUUCGACUAUGGAGCCCUCAGCCUUUACAGCCUGGGUUGUGCUAUCACAUACGGUUCCUACGUGAUGCCCGAAAGUUGGGUCAACAGUUGGCUCCACCAGCAUUUUGUGUCCAUCGCCAUCGCUAACACGAUCUUCUGCACCAGCAUGUCCUGCUACUCCAGAUUUCUAGAACUGCAAUUUCCACACAGGAGUAAAAUCCUGCGGACAAGCGCCUUCGUUGUACCAUUUAUCUUUGAUAACAUCCCCCUUUUCUACAGACUGCUGCUGUGUUUCAGCGGGAGUUGUAAUCACACUGAAGCUGUGAGCAGUCACUGUUACCACCUGCUUUUUGCCUUCCUGACGGGUUUCCUGUUCGCUUCUCACCUCCCCGAAAGACUGGCUCCUGGACGCUUUGACUACAUUGGCCACAGCCACCAGCUGUUCCACAUCUGCGCAGUAGUGGGCACCCACUUCCAGAUGGAGGCGGUGCUGGCCGAUAUGAGCUCGCGCCAGAGCUGGCUGAUGGCCCACUCGGCUGGGCCCUCCUUCCUGGGCACUCUGGGGGCUCUGGCCUUGGCCUUCCUGCUCAACCUGGGUGUCAUUGGCCUCUUCAGCGCUUGUCUGCUGCGCACGCCCAACCUCAGCACUUCAGGCUUCACCCUUCAGCCCCCAGCCACGAACAAGGACGAGUGAGGAUGCAGCGUGGAGGUGCCUGAAUCAUCGCACAAUCUGUCAGCUCACUUUCAGAGUUUAAAUAUGGUUCAGUGAACCAUUUGCAAACAACUUAGCACUUACCAUCCAGUCUACUUCACUCAGAGAUGAGUAUCUGGAUAUCUGUCACUUCUUUUUUCUUUUUUUUUUUACCUAAACCGUAUGCAUACUGUAUGUAAUGUUUUUACCUAAACCGUAUGCAUACUGUAUGUAACGUUUUUGCAUUUCGUCGCUGUCGUAACAAAACCUCGUAACUCCAUUUCAUGAUGAUUGGACCAACAGAAAUGGUUCAAACGUACUUGGAAUAAAAUCUCGUUACAUUAACGCCUGUUAAAGUUGAGGGGGAAUUCCACUGAUUUUUCACAGCGACUGUGUAGUUCAGUUGUCGAGAUGAGAAUGAGGUCAUUCAAAAAUGUUUCAUGUGUGUUUUUUUGUGAUGGUGGUGAUAGGAACCAGAGGUCGGGAUGUCUAUAGCUAUUUUAUUUACUACAAGUCAGCCUACAGUAGUGUGCAAAAG